Molecule: messenger RNA, 941 nt
Organism: Anastrepha ludens (Mexican fruit fly)
Lineage: Eukaryota; Metazoa; Arthropoda; Insecta; Diptera; Tephritidae
Product: hydroxysteroid dehydrogenase-like protein 2
Exons: 4
Coding region: 81-941 (286 amino acids)
Cellular component (GO): mitochondrion
Source: RefSeq, a predicted model, not a curated record
UUGCUUAUGUACAUAUAUGCACAAGAUCAGUUGAAUUUGAUACACUGUUGAGAGUGGAAGAUACAUUUAUAGAAAGCAGUAUGCAGAACGUUGGAACAUUACGUGGAAAAACACUCUUUAUUACUGGAGCAUCUCGGGGAAUCGGUAAGGCGAUUGCAUUGAAAGCUGCGCGAGACGGUGCGAAUAUUGUAGUAGCUGCAAAAACAGCUGAUCCACACCCGAAACUACCAGGAACUAUUUAUACAUCCGCAGAAGAAAUUGAAAAAGCUGGUGGUAAGGCAUUGGCAUGCGUUGUUGACGUACGCGAUGAGACACAAGUGCGAUCAGCGGUGCAGCAAGCAGUGCAGAAAUUCGGCGGAAUUGAUAUUUUGGUUAACAAUGCCAGCGCAAUAUCACUGACGUCAACAUUGAAAACCGACAUGAAACGAUACGAUCUAAUGAAUGGAAUUAACAGUAGGGGCACAUUUUUAGUUUCUAAAGAAUGCCUGCCUUAUAUAUUAAAGAGUAAUCAUGGACAUAUUUUAAAUAUUUCCCCACCCCUUACACUAAACCCACGUUGGUUUGGAUCAAAUGUUGCCUAUACUAUAGCCAAAUAUGGUAUGUCAAUGUGUGUACUGGGUAUGGCUGAAGAGUUCAAGGCACAAGGGGUAGCUGUGAAUGCACUAUGGCCACGCACGACUAUUCACACGGCCGCGAUUGAGAUGUUACGCGGUGCCGAGGGAGCUAAAUAUUCUCGUAAACCUGAGGUAAUGGCGGAUGCCGCAUAUGUAAUACUUUGCCGUGAUCCGCGCACAUGCACUGGUAACUUCUUCAUCGAUGAGGAAUUACUUACUGAUGUCGGAGUAAAUGAUUUCAAACACUACGCCUGCUAUCCAGAGAAUGCAGGUCAGCUAGAAUUGGACGGAUUUUUGCCGGAUAAAUACUACAAGUCCAUGCUAUAA